This is a messenger RNA of Anopheles gambiae (African malaria mosquito), 2683 nucleotides long. It is a transcript of the gene Asap, whose product is annotated as arfGAP with SH3 domain, ANK repeat and PH domain-containing protein. Gene Ontology annotation, molecular function: GTPase activator activity; protein binding. The transcript has 10 exons. The record is from RefSeq and is a predicted model, not a curated record. Lineage: Eukaryota; Metazoa; Arthropoda; Insecta; Diptera; Culicidae. The coding region runs from base 581 to 2683 and encodes 700 amino acids. Gene Ontology annotation, biological process: positive regulation of GTPase activity. Gene Ontology annotation, cellular component: cytoplasm.
CGCAACACUGCUAUGAAGCAAAGAGACGCAAGAAGCAGACAUAAAAGAAACAUAAUUGCAAAACGAACAGCUUUUCGGGGCGAUGGCAAAACAGCCAAGUGCGGGACUGUAAUCGCGGUGAUCGAAAUGUAAUCAACUCGGUGCGAAAUUCCAAAAGAGAUCUGAACAUAGUGUGCAACAAAAUAGAAAUUAUGAUUUAAAGCGACAAGUGACGGAGAACAGUAAAAGCAAACAAAUCUGUUGUUCGAACCAAUCGUGAUCAAACUUGAUAUCAAAAACCAUUAUAAAAUAUGCAAUGGUGCAGUCAGUGAUUUUGUUGUGGCGGAAAAACAUCGAUACAUUGCUCCAAUAUUACAUUACUGUGUCGAUCAUAAUGCAUGUGAAAGCAGUGAGUACAAAGAGUAAAUGUUCGGUCUUUGAAAGAAAUCGGCAUCUUACAUUCGCUCUAGUCAGAGUUUAAAGUGCUAUGCACGAUAAAACAUUCAACAAUCGUGUCCGAUAAAACUAUUUGUCUGAUUGUUACCCAAGUGAAUACUGUAAAAUUUUAAAUAAACAACUAAACACAUAAAUUAAAAAAAAGAUGCCGGAGCUAAUUGGUGUGGGGGAGUUCCUUGAGGAAACUCGAGAGGACUAUAAUUCUCCUACUACAUCCACCUUUGUGUCACGGAUGGCCCAGUGCCGACAAACAAUAGCAACACUAGAAGAGACAUUGGAUUUCGAUCGUGAAGGAUUAACAAAACUAAAAAAGGCAGUUAAGGCCAUACAUAAUUCAGGAAACACCCAUGUGGAUAAUGAGAUGUGUUUGGUCCGAGCAUUGGAACGUCUUGGUUCGGUAGCUUUGUCGAAAGAAGAACCGGAUAUUGGGGCUGCAUUCCUAAAAUUUUCCGUUGUAACCAAAGAGCUGAGUGCACUAAUGAAAACAUUGAUGCAAAACAUCAACAAUAUUGUAAUGUUUCCGGUGGAUUCUUUGCUUAAGUCGGAACUGCGCGGAAUGAAAGGUGAAAUGAAACGACCAUUUGAUAAAGCGGCCAAAGACUAUGAUUCAAAAUUGAUGAAAAUUGAAAAGGAGAAAAAAGCUCUGGCAAAAGAAGUAGGAAUGAUGAGAACGGAAGUGACACCCGCAGAAAUUGCGGAAGAGAUCGAAAAAGAAAGACGUGUUUUUCAGUUACAAAUGUGCGAGUACCUUAUAAAAUUCAACGAAAUCAAAACCAAAAAGGGAAUCGAGUUGCUACAGCACUUGGUGGAAUAUUACCACGCUCAAAAUAAUUACUUUAAGGAUGGUCUCAAAACAAUAGCUCAUUUUGGCACAUACAUAGAAGAACUAAGUAUCAAGCUGCAAACAAUCCGGCACAAACAGGACGAGGAACGUCGAAAGCUACUCGAAUUGCGCACCCUAUUGCGUUCAACGCCAGAUUUUGAUCGCGUAGAGAAUGUUCCAUCCGGUGAUAAGAGUGGAGCCAUUGGAUACUCACUACAUCAAUUGCAAGGCGAUAAAAAUCAUGGUAUUACUCGAAGUGGACAUCUCCUAAAAAAGAGUGAAGGCAAAGUGCGCCGUGUGUGGCAGAAGCGACGAUGCCGUGUGACAGCCGAUGGAUUCCUAGACAUUUGCCAUGCAGAUGAAACAAAAGCACCGACACGAGUCAAUCUACUAACCUGUCAAAUAAAACCUCUUGCAGACGACAGGAAAGGCUUUGACUUAAUUAGUUACAAUCGAUCCUAUCACUUUCAAGCAGAGGAUGAGGCGGAUCAAAAAGCUUGGAUGUCAGUAUUGAUAAAUUGCAAAGAAAAAGCACUGGCUAAAGCGUUCCAACAUGCCAAUCCACAGAUGAGCCCAAGUUUAAUAGAACUGCAAAAAACUGUUAUUAAACAUAUACAAAAUUUACCUGGGAAUGACCAGUGUUGCGAUUGUGGUUCCCGUAAUGAUGUCACUUGGAUAAGUUUGAAUUUCGGAAUUUUGGUGUGCAUCCAAUGCUCCGGGGUACAUCGAGACCUUGGUGUGCAUCAUUCGCGUAUACAAAGUCUAACUUUGGAUAAUCUAACAACAGCACAGCUCCUAGUUGCCCGUGCAAUGGGUAAUAACGCUUUAAAUGAAGUAAUGGAAGCCACCCUUGCACAGGGCAAAUUAACCCCGGAAAGCACUAUGGAGGAACGAUACGAUUUUAUUCGUGCAAAAUAUGUGGCUAAACGAUACGUAAUGCGAACGUGCGCCGAUGAUCGAGAUCUUAGAAAUGAUCUAGAACAAGCGGUCAUCAACGCUGAUCUCGGCCAACUUUUGCAAGUAUGGGCAGAAGGCGCAGAUCUUACCUGUGUUUUACCAUCCUCGGAUUUUGGAGAAACCGCUCUACAUUUAGCAGUGUUGCGCGAAAUGGGUUCAACGCUACACAUUGUAGAUUUUCUCAUUCAAAACAUGACUGCACAAGGAUUGAAUAAGCAAACCAACCCGCCCGGCCCAAUGGAAAUGAGCGGUAAAAACACUGCACUACAUCUAUGCGCUUUACACGAUCGUCGAGAAUGCAUGAAGUUGUUGCUUCGUUCUGGCUGUGACUGCGAUAUACGUAAUUCCCAAAAUAAGCUAGCGUUGGAUAUAGCCAAAGAAAUGGGAAACGAAGCAUGCAAAGAAUUGGUAACGAAUUUAACUAUUAUGAUUAAAAUUUUUUCGUUAUUUACGUUCCGCCAAAAAUGA